AUGGGUAAAGCAGCAGCAGCAGCAGCGGCUGCAGCAGCAGCAGCUGCAGCAGCAGCAAAUGGUGCUGCUUCCCUCCCUCGUUCCGGCUGGUCUGCCUUCUCUCCUUGCGGCACCUACUUUGCUUCUGCUGCUAAUCCCGCACUGCAGCAGCAGCAGCAGCAGCAUUACGACAGCCGCGGUGUGUUGCCGCGCAGCACAGUUCGAGUUUGGCGCUGCAGCUCUACUGCUUCUGCUGCUGCACAUAACAGCAGCAGCAGCAGCAGCGAGGCAGCAGCAGAAGCAGCGGUGGAGUCGCUCGAGUUUCAGCGGCAGUUCUUGGGGCAGUCGAUCUCCCAGCUAGCAUUUGUUAACAUCAGCAGCAGCAGCAGCAGCAGCAGCAGCAGCAGCAGCAGACUGUUGCUGGUGAUAGGGACAGAGACGGGUAUGGUUGCUGCUUUAGACUGCAGCAACGAAGGGUCUCUCCUUUUUUCUACGCAUUUGAAUCCAUCUGCUGCUGCAGCAGCAGCAGCAGAAGAAGAUGAAGCAGCAGCAACAGCAGCAGCUGCUGCAGCAGGGGGAAGCGGAAGCGCUGCGGUGCGGGCCUUGCUACCCAUCUCCAGCAACAGCAGCAGCAGCAGCAGCAGCAGCAGCGAGCUGCUUGUGCUGCUGCGGAGGGGCCCCACAAUCUCUUCGCUGCUAGUCAUCGAUUUGCUGCAGCAAGGGAUGGUGCUGCGCUCUUCAGAUGUCGGGCGGGGCUUCACUCACGCGUUGCUGCUGCAGCAGCAGCAGCAGCGGGUGGGGGAGAGUGCAGCAGCAGCAGCAGGGAAGACGCGGCAGCUGGUGCUGCUGGGCAGCAGCAGCAGCAGCAGCGGCAGCGGAAGCAGCAGCAACUUGGUGCUCUUCGAUAUGCAGCAGCAGCAGCUGGUAGCUAAGCUGCAAGGGGGGACAGCAGGCUUUGCUGCUGUUGCUGCUGAUGCUGAAGCGGGUAUUGUUGCUGCUGUCUGCUUGAAGACAGUACAUGCAGAGCAGCAGCAGCAAAUUGCAGUGUGGCGCCUGCCGCAGCAUCUCUUCAGCAGCAGCAGCAGCAGCAGCAGCAAGAAGCUGAAGGUGCCCCUGUGGGGUGUCCUCGCCUACCAUCAGCGGCUGCUGCAGCUGACGUUUCUUAGCAGCAGCAGCAGCAGCAGCAGCGCAGCUGGGGUUGAUGAAGAUGAGGAGGAGGAGCAGGAGCAGCAGCAGCAGCAGCAGAUGCUGUUGUGUCUCACAGAUCAGCAGCAGAUAGUUGCCUGGUGUAUAGACACCGCAGCUGCUGCAGUGCCUCUGCAGCCGCAGCAGCAGAUCAGCACCAAGAUUUCGACAGCAGCAGCAGCAGCGGAGAACGGCGGGGUGUUCUACAUACAGCAGCAGCCGCAGCAACAGCAGCAGCAGCAGCAGCAGCAGCAGGGGUUGUACGUCGCUAGGGGAGCCUUGCUAGACCCUGUGUGCCACGUAGCAUUGCCUAUGAGUGCAGCAGCAGCAGCAGCAGCAGCAACAGCAGGGCAGCAGCUGGUGCUUCCGAUGCCUUCUCCAGGCAGCAGCAGCAGCAACAGACGGGGCAUGCAGCAAGUUGCUGCAAUCACUCUAGAAGAAGAACAGCAGCAGCGAGCGCGCCGCAGCAGCAGCAAGGAGACAGCUGCAGCAACAGCAGCAGCAGCAGAAGCUAUCUUGCCGCAGGACGCUGCGAUUUCGUCACUCAAAAGAGCAGCAGCAAGCAGCAGCAGCAGCAGCAACAGCACAGGCCCUGAAGGCGAGGCCCAUAAGAAGCAGCGACGGGAGGCAGCAGCAGCAGCAGCAGCAGCGGGUAACAGCAGCAGCAGCAGCAGCAGCGUUGCAUCAGUGUUGCGGCAGGCGUUGCUGACAGCAGAUUUGUCUCUGUUAGAAUCUGUUAUAUCGAAGGGUCAGCUAAAGAAGAGAGAGAUAGCAGCAGCAGCAGCAGCACUGUCUCCUUCGCAUGCACUGUCUCUGCUGCAGCUGCUGGUGCAGCAGCAGCAGCAGAAACCGAGCAGCAGCAUUAUGAAAGGGCCCUGGAUUGAAGAGAUAGUCAAGCAGCAAGCACCCUCUCUUGCAAGCCUUCCUGAAGGUAGGCAGCAGCUUGUGCUGCUGCAGCGGCUGCUGCGGCAAAGGAGACAGCUAGGCGAUGCGCUAAUGAUUCUUAAAGGCAGGCUUGAGCUGCUGCUGCUGCACAUGGACAGGAGACAGCAGCAAGCAGGCGAAAGAGACAAACUUAAACAAGAAGCGCUGCAGCCACUUGCAGAGCAUGUGGGAGCUCUCUAG
Messenger RNA from Eimeria acervulina, 2289 nucleotides. RefSeq lists its product as hypothetical. Gene Ontology annotation, cellular component: nucleolus. Gene Ontology annotation, biological process: maturation of SSU-rRNA from tricistronic rRNA transcript (SSU-rRNA, 5.8S rRNA, LSU-rRNA). The transcript has a single exon. Bases 1 to 2289 code for a protein of 762 amino acids. NCBI's taxonomy places the organism in Eukaryota, Apicomplexa, Conoidasida, Eucoccidiorida, Eimeriidae. The record is from RefSeq and is a predicted model, not a curated record.